UCUGGGCAGCCGGAGGCCGGGCUGCGCCUGCUGGACCCCGCGGCGGCGGCGGGAGCGCGGUCCCCGCGGAGCCGGCAUGAGCGAGGGCAGCGCUGGCGCCCCGGACCAGCGGGGCGCACACCCAGAGAACCUGUCUCUGGAUUCUAAUUGCUUCUCCUCUCCACCCGUGAACUUCCUUCAAGAACUGCCAAGCUAUUGUUCAGUUGCACGCAGGAGGACAAACAUCCUGUCCCGGGACAAGCAGAGUGGCACGCUGCUAAAGCCCACGGACUCUUACAGCUCCCAGCUGGAGGGUGGGAUAACCGAAAACCUCAACAGCCAGUCCAUCCGAAAGUAUGCGCUGAACAUCUCUGAGAAACGGAGACUAAGGGACAUUCAGGAGACACAGAUGAAGUAUCUGUCGGAAUGGGACCAGUGGAAGCGGUACAGCAGCAAGUCUUGGAAGAGAUUCCUGGAGAAGGCUCGCGAGAUGGCCACCCACCUGGAGCUGUGGCGCAAGGACAUCCGCAGCAUCGAAGGGAAAUUUGGCACUGGGAUCCAGUCCUACUUCUCUUUCUUGCGGUUCCUGGUGUUGCUGAACUUGGUGAUCUUUCUGAUCAUCUUUAUGUUGGUUUUGCUUCCAAUCUUGCUCACUAAGUACAAGAUCACCAACAGCACCUUCGUGCUCAUUCCGCUCAAAGACAUGGAUACACAAUGCACACUCUAUCCAAUAAGUAGUUCUGGGCUCAUUUACUUUUACAGUUACGUCAUAGACUUGCUUUCUGGCACUGGCUUCCUGGAGGAGACCAGCCUUUUUUAUGGACACUACACUAUUGAUGGUGUGAAAUUUAAAAACUUCACCUAUGAUCUGCCCCUGGCUUAUUUGGUAAGCACAAUUGCCUACCUCGCCCUGAGCCUCCUUUGGAUAGUGAAAAGGUCGGUGGAAGGGUUCAAAUCCAACCUGAUUCGGAGUGAGGAGCACUUUCAGAGUUACUGUAACAAGAUCUUCGCGGGCUGGGACUUCUGCAUCACCAACCGCAGCGUGGCAGAGCUCAAGCACAGCAGCUUGCGGUACGAGCUCCGAGCGGAUCUGGAGGAAGAGAGGAUACGGCAGAAGAUCGCGGAGAGGACCCCCGAAGAGACGAUCCGCAUUUACUCCUUGCGGCUGUUGCUCAACUGCGUCGUUCUGGCUGUGCUAGCCGUGUGCUUUUAUGCCAUCUACUUAGCAACCACCUUCUCCCAAGAGCACAUGAAGAAAGAAAUGGACAAGAUGGUUUUUGGGGAGAACCUCUUGAUUCUGUACCUCCCAUCCAUUGUGAUCACACUGGCCAAUUUCAUCACCCCUAUCAUCUUCGCCAGGAUCAUCCACUACGAGGAUUACUCCCCCGGCUUUGAGAUACGCCUGACAAUUCUUAGAUGCGUCUUUAUGCGACUGGCCACCAUCUGUGUAUUGGUGUUCACACUGGGCUCCAAGAUCACAUCCUGUGAUGACAACACAUGUGAACUCUGCGGCUAUAACCAGAAACUCUACCCGUGCUGGGAGACUCAGGUCGGACAGGAAAUGUACAAACUGAUGAUCUUCGACUUCAUUAUCAUCCUGGCCAUGACUCUCUUUGUGGAUUUCCCUAGGAAGCUCCUGGUGACUUACUGCUCCUCUUCAAAGCUGAUCCAGUGCUGGGGGCAGCAGGAGUUCGCCAUCCCAGACAAUGUCCUGGGCAUCGUGUAUGGGCAGACCAUCUGCUGGAUCGGAGCCUUCUUCUCUCCACUGCUCCCUGCGAUUGCCACCUUAAAAUUUGUUGUUAUCUUUUAUGUGAAAGAGUUGAGUCUUCUUUACACCUGCAGACCCUCCCCAAGGCAGUUCAGAGCAUCCAAUUCUAACUUCUUCUUCCUGUUGGUGCUGUUGAUUGGGCUGUGCUUGGCUAUAAUACCUCUGACAAUCAGCAUGUCACACAUCCCUUCCUCGAAAGCUUGUGGACCAUUCACCAAUUUUAACACCACCUGGGAGGUCAUUCCACAGACGGUGAGCACUUUCCCCAGCUCACUGCAGACCCUGAUCCACGGCAUGACGUCGGAAGCCUUUGCAGUGCCUUUCUUCAUGAUCAUCUGCCUCGUCAUGUUCUACUUCAUCGCCCUGGCUGGAGCACACAAGCGAGUAGUCGUCCAGCUCCGAGAGCAACUGUCCCUGGAGAGUCGCGACAAGCGCUAUCUCAUCCAGAAACUAACAGAAGCCCAGAGGGAUGUACAGAGCCAGUCUGAUUGAGCAGGAAGGUGCAAUCUGUUGCUUACUGAGACCACAUGACCCUGCUACACCUGUAACGUCCACCUGGGUUUUGAGUGGAAGUUCUUCUGGACUUUAGGGCUUUUCCUCAUAGGAACUAGCCAUGUUUACAUGAUUUAUCCCUUAGCCAGGACUUUGAAUGACAGCAAAGUGGACCUCAAUCCAGGUCUCUACCAAAAAAAACCCCAAAAAACCCUUGUUGGUUUUUAAGCUUUAUAACCAAAGUCAGGGAGCAGAGACUUUUGUUUUCAUUUAUUAGACUUGUAUUUUUUAAAGCUUAUCUGUUUUGUCUUUCAAAGUAAAUCAGAGUUCACCCAUCCCUGAGACUGGGUGAUUUCUUUGGAACCUGUUUCCAUGCUAAGUGACCCUCUUGAACGUUCCUAGUGACUUAAAAUGAAAUCUGAUACUAUUUAAAAUGAUGAGAAAUCUUUGAAGUCUAAGGACUGGAACAGCUGGUAGAAAUGAGGUGAGGUUGCCAUGGCAGCAGAAAGAAGAGUCAGUCCCCUAUGUGGCUGAGCUACCCUUGACUUCUCGCCUUGGUCAAGCCUUUUGAGCAGGGCAACUUGGCAGGUUGCAGCCUUGACUUCUCAGCUUUCUAGAUAUUUUCUGCAGUCUCAUUCACUCCUCGGGGGAAAUGUUCUUUAGCAGGCUGGUUAUCCACUGGCCUUUCAUUUCUACCUGGUCCCAAGAUCUGAGACUUAGUAGACAAAACUAUAGAUGGUUAAAAACUCGAGAGGCAGGCUGGAGAGAUGGCUCUGUGGUUAAGAACACUUGCUGUUCUUCCAGAGGACCAGGGUUCAAUUCCCAGCACCCACACUGCAGCUAACAACCACGGGUAACUCUA
Molecule: messenger RNA, 3101 nt
Organism: Nannospalax galili (Upper Galilee mountains blind mole rat)
Lineage: Eukaryota; Metazoa; Chordata; Mammalia; Rodentia; Spalacidae
Gene: Tmc7
Product: transmembrane channel like 7
Exons: 16
Coding region: 77-2239 (720 amino acids)
Cellular component (GO): plasma membrane
Molecular function (GO): mechanosensitive monoatomic ion channel activity
Source: RefSeq, a predicted model, not a curated record